AUGAAGUUAGACGCCACAGAUCUUCGAUAUAUAACCAGUGAUGAGUUCCGGGUCCUCACAGCGACAGAGAUGGGCUCAAAGAACCAUGAAGUCGUCCCCACACCAUUAAUUGCUCAAAUAUCUGGGUUGAGGUCAGGAGGGGUAAACAAGUGUAUCGGAAACUUGGCAAAGAGAGGGCUAGUGGCAAAAGUGCAGAACGCCAAGUACGAUGGCUAUCGGUUGACGUAUGGAGGCUACGAUUACUUGGCUAUGCGCGCCAUGAACAAGCGAGGAACACUUGGGAGUGUUGGGAAUCAAAUUGGUGUGGGGAAGGAAGCUGAUGUUUACGUGGUGGCUAACGACGAGGGUGAGAGCAUGGUCCUAAAGUUGCAUAGAUUAGGGCGGAUAUCCUUUCGCACAAUCAAGACCAAACGCGAUUACCUUGGCAAGAGAAAGUCAGCUUCGUGGAUGUACAUGUCUCGGCUAGCCGCUCAAAAGGAAUAUGCAUUUAUGAAGGUGCUGCACGAACACGGUUUCCCUGUUCCUCGUCCAAUCGACCAAGCGCGCCACACUCUACUUAUGGAGUUGAUCGACGCCUACCCCCUUCGUCAGAUUGCGGAACACCCAAACCCGGGCCAGCUUUAUAGCACCCUCAUGACCCUGAUCGUCCGCCUUGCACGGGCAGGGCUAAUACACGGCGACUUCAACGAGUUCAAUAUCCUUAUUCGAGAAGAGGACGGGAAGCCGGUGUUGAUCGACUUCCCUCAGAUGGUCAGCGUGGGACAUGAGAAUGCUGAAUGGUACUUCAACCGAGACGUCGACUGUAUACGCACAUUCUUCCGCCGACGGUUUGGGUAUGAAUCGAAGCUCUAUCCCAGGUUUAGGGCCGCGCUGAAUGAUGAGGGCGAACCUGCGUUCGAACUUGAUGUGGAGGUAGCUGCGAGCGGGUUCGGGAGAAAGGAGAUGGGACUGCUGCAAGAGUAUAUGGAUAGUGUGAGGGAGGAAGAGGAGGCAGAAGAAGAGGAGGGGGAAGAAGAGAAGGGGGAAGAGGAUGAAGAGGAGGGG
Dacryopinax primogenitus is the source of this 1044-nucleotide messenger RNA. RefSeq names its product RIO1-domain-containing protein. Gene Ontology annotation, biological process: protein phosphorylation; maturation of SSU-rRNA. NCBI's taxonomy places the organism in Eukaryota, Fungi, Basidiomycota, Dacrymycetes, Dacrymycetales, Dacrymycetaceae. Gene Ontology annotation, molecular function: ATP binding; protein serine/threonine kinase activity. The annotation marks the transcript as partial. Gene Ontology annotation, cellular component: preribosome, small subunit precursor; cytosol; nucleus. The record is from RefSeq and is a predicted model, not a curated record. The transcript has 7 exons.